This is a messenger RNA of Rhizophagus irregularis DAOM 181602=DAOM 197198, 663 nucleotides long. The record is from RefSeq and is a predicted model, not a curated record. Lineage: Eukaryota; Fungi; Glomeromycota; Glomeromycetes; Glomerales; Glomeraceae.
AUGCCAGAGAAUUAUAGUCAAGAUGAACCUAUUACUCGUCGUUUACAUGGUAUUCUUAAAGAUUAUCCUGAUGGUUCCCAAAUUCUUCGUGAAAUUCUUCAAAAUUCGGACGAUGCUAAAAGUACCGAACAAAUUUUUAUUUUGGACCAUAAUACAUAUCCAUCUAAUAGAUUAAUAAAACCAAAUUCGGUUAACUAUGAGAGAGCCAAUCUGAGACUUGGUAGAUAUCAAGGUCCUGCACUUUUAGCAAAGAAUAAUACCAUUUUUGAAAAGAGAGAUUUUGAAUCUUUGAGAAAUUUGUCAAAUAGUAAAAAGAAAGAUCAAAUUGAUAAAAUUGGAGUGAUGGGACUCGGCUUUAAUUCUAUUUAUCAUAUUACUGAUUUCCCUUCUUUCAUUACUGGUGAUAAAUACGCUAACUUUGAUCCACAUAAAUGGCAUUUUCUUGGUGGUAUCAUAUACAAUUUCGUCGAUGAGAAGUUGUUCGAAGAGUCACCGGAUCAAUUAGCUCCUUUUAAAAUCCCGUGUGAUGAGACAUGUGAUAAUCCAUUUAAAAAACCAUUUAAAGGCACUGUAUUUCGUUAUCCUCUUCGUGAUUAUACUGAAUCGGAAAUUUCUAAUAAAAUAUACAAGCCUAAAGAAAUCUUAGAUAUGUUUCAUAAUUUU